Molecule: messenger RNA, 489 nt
Organism: Macrosiphum euphorbiae (potato aphid)
Lineage: Eukaryota; Metazoa; Arthropoda; Insecta; Hemiptera; Aphididae
Source: the annotation of a GenBank genome assembly
AUGGACUUUUCUCUUAUGGCUCGUAGGCGUGCCGAAAAAAUUAAGAGUUACAAGGAACAAAAAUUAAUGGAGUCUCAGUUACAGCUGUUGAAGGAACAGAACGAACUAGAGUCUGUUGAUGACGAAAUGAGAAGAAAGUACAUAGUCUCUUUACUGAAAUACAAUAUUGGCAAGGCUUUGGAAGAAUUAGAUUCGCUUCAAGCCGAAAUGAGAAUUUUACACUAUAAAUUGAAACAUGAGGAUAAAGACAACCCUGAAAAUGCAAAAUCUCAAAAGAUCAAACCUAAACCGUUAAUGCCUAUUAUUAUCACAAAAAAUGAGUUACAAAAACAAGUAUUUGGUGCUGGCUAUCCAAGCUUGCCAACAAUGACAGUUGAAGAAUUCUGUCAAAAACGUAUCAAUGAUGGAAUAGGCAUUUACCUACUGCAGAUAAUACCAAAGUGUUUACAACAACUGUCUGAAGCUCCAGAACCAGAACAAGAAGAUUAA